AUGGGAAAAGUUGAAAGCAUGAAAGCAGCAGGUCAGGUGGUGGCUAGUAUUUUAAAGGAGUUAAAAAAAGCAAUCCAACCUGGAGUUUCUGGUAAGGACUUGGAAAAAAUUGCUCACGAUUUGAUGAAAAAAAAAGGAUUUAUCUCCUCUACUUUAGGCUAUCGAGAUUUUCCGGCGGCUAUUUGUGUUUCUCUGAAUAGUGAGUUAACCCAUGGUAUACCUGAUAGAAGAGUUUUUCAAAUAGGGGACAUAGUGUCAGUUGAUGUGGCUUGCUAUCAGAAAGAUAAACAAGGAAUUAAUUAUCACGCUGAUGCUGCUUUAACUACUGUGGUUGGUAAAGGAAGUGAAAAAGUUGAAAAUUUAUUGAAGGUUGCUAAAAAUAGUUUAUAUUACGUUAUUCAAAAUAUUCGUCCUAAUAUUACUACUACUCAAGACAUUGGGGCGAUGUUAGAAAAAUACCUUCGAGUGAGGGGCUAUUUUCCUAUUAAAGAAUAUGGAGGCCAUGGAAUUGGUGAGUCCAUGCAUCAAGAACCAUUUGUUCCUAAUUACAAAAUUGCUAAUAAGGGACAAAUUAUCCAGGAAGGGAUGUUUAUUUGUAUUGAACCAUUAGUUCAGGAGAAUGAUGAUCAAGUAAUGGUGGCCUCUGAUAACUGA
This is a messenger RNA of Funneliformis geosporum, 654 nucleotides long. Lineage: Eukaryota; Fungi; Glomeromycota; Glomeromycetes; Glomerales; Glomeraceae. The record is from the annotation of a GenBank genome assembly.